Messenger RNA from Sander lucioperca (pikeperch), 1211 nucleotides. Its product is annotated as fucolectin-1-like. The record is from RefSeq and is a predicted model, not a curated record. The transcript is spliced from 7 exons. The coding region runs from base 117 to 1052 and encodes 311 amino acids. Lineage: Eukaryota; Metazoa; Chordata; Actinopteri; Perciformes; Percidae.
AUGAUAAGAUGUGCACAUAAAUAUCCCUGUGUGGUCCACACCAAAUCACAUUCACCAACACAACAUCAACAGCGGCUCCUCGUCUUCUUCUGAGUUUAUUUCGCAAGUCAAGAACAAUGAAACGCAAUUCAGUUCUGCUUUUGCUGUUCCUUCUGGGGACGUGCUCGGCUUACACCUAUCAAAAUGUGGCCUUGCGUGGAAAAGCGACCCAGUCAGACCGUUAUGAGCACGUGUUUGGAGCUGCCGACGCUGCUAUUGAUGGAAACCGUGAAUCUGGUUUUCAUUCUGGAUCAUGCACCCACACUGAUGUACAGACCUACCCCUGGUGGAGAGUGGACCUGCUGGAGUCCUACAUCGUCACCUCCAUCAUCAUCACCAACAGAGGAGACUGCUGUGCAGAAAGGCUCAACGGGGCACUGAUUCACAUCGGCAACUCUUUGCAAGACCAUGGUUCCGCAAACCCAGUGGUUGGUGUAAUUCAUCAUAUUCCAGCAGGCAGGUCUUUAAAAUUGACUUUUACCAGACUUGUGGAGGGACGAUAUGUGACUGUGGUUCUACCUGGUCCAGGAAAAGUCCUUACACUCUGUGAAGUGGAAGUCUACGGGUACCAGGCCCCAACUGGAGAGAACCUAGCAAUCCAAGGGAAAGCCACACAGUCAUCAGUGAAUGCUGGAGGCAUUGCAUAUUAUGCCAUAGAUGGGAAUCGUGCCAGCAUCUGGAGCCAGAGUUCCUGUAGUGGCACACUUGAGGAGUUAAACCCCUGGUGGCGCCUGGACCUGGGCAAAACCCAUAAAAUAUUUUCUGUGAACAUAACCAACUACAACGAUCCUAAUUUGCAACUUGCUGGAGCCGAGAUUCGAAUUGGAGAUUCUCUUGAUAUCAACGGCAACAACAAUCCCAGGUGUGCUGUGAUCUCAAGCAUCUCUCCAGGUUUCACUGAAACCUUCCAGUGUAACGGGAUGGACGGUCGCUACGUUAACAUCGUCAUUCCUGGAAGAACCACUUACCUUGUCCUGUGUGAGGUGGAGGUGUAUGGCUCCAGACUGGAUUAAGCCUGCACUGUGACUCAGUACUUAGCACUGCUGCCUCUCCACUUCAUUCCCUGAGCAGGGUCUUUCUGUGUGGAGCUUGCAUGUUCUUCCCAUGUUUUCGUGGGUUUCCUAAGGGUACUCCAGUUUCCUCCCACCAUAAAGACAUGCAUGCUAAGUAAC